AUUUGUCUAUUUAUUUAGGUUUUUUGUGCACCCAAAGUUUGACAAGCUGAUACUGUGCUCAAAGUCUCAAAUGUAAUCAAGUUGGCCCACCUGAUUUCUUCUUUAUUUUUUCUUAAAUGUCAUAUGUUUUGUUUUGUUUAUCAACAUAACCUCAAAAACCAGCACUAUCAACCUAAAUUAUGAUGUUCAGUGAUUUCAGAACUUAACAGAAAAAUAAACUUUAAGAGUGAUUUCGGUGUCCCAUACGGAACCAAAAAGUUGGAAAAGUUAGCUUCCCGAGAGAACAAAAUAAGACUAAAACGUCAAAACCUUCAAAAGUUAGGUAAGUGGAAUUAUCAAUACACUCAUAUAGUUGAUGUUUUUUCAAACUCGGUAUUUUUAUAUGAAACAGUAGUUCCGUACGGGACAGUUCCGUACGGGAAAUUUGUAUUAUGGAUGCAAAAGUCACACUCUAUGCCUGUUUAAAUGUUUUAUAGCCAAAUUUUACAAGAGCCUUAUAGACCUACAUCAUUUUAAGCUAGACCUAAACCACUUACAUGUAUUUAUCUUUUCAGAAAAUGGACAAUAAAGAAAAAAAGAAAAGAUAUUUUGAGAAGCUACGAUUGGAUCCCCAGCGACUUGCUGCACAUCAGGAAAAGGAGAGGCAACGUGUGAAAGCCGUAAGAGCAAAGGAGAGAGAUCUUUUUAAAGAUAGGCCAGAUAUCUUAGAAAGUAAAAGAAAAUAUGAAACAUUAAGGAAACAAAAACAACGAGAGCGGAAAAGGCUAGCUAAAUUAGGAGAAGAGUCAAAUUUUCCCAGUGUAGCUUCAGAACUUGGCUCAUAUAAAAGGCCUCAGAGCUUAGGAAAGGCUGUAAAUAGGGUUAAAAAAGUUUUACCAGAUAGUCCUUCCAAGAAACAAGCUGUUGUACGGAAACUGAUUUUGGAAUACCCAAAUUUGAUAUUGACCAAACCUCCUCGUAAGUGUACAACCAAACUCUCUGAUGAGGUAAAGAAAACUGUCAAAGAUUUUUUUAUCAGGGAUGAUAUAAGUUAUCAGGCUCCAGGAAAAAGGGAUACAAAAUCAAUUAAGGACCCUGUAACUAACAAAAGAGCUAAUGUGCAAAAAAGGUUUCUUGUCAUGUCAGUCAAAGAAGCCUAUCAACAAUUCAUCCAAGAAACAGGCUUGCAACAAGUGACAAAGACCACAUUUUAUGAUCUGCGACCAAAACAUGUCCUUUUAGUAAGUGAUACACCACACACGGUAUGUGUGUGUAAAUACCACGGAAAUUUUAACUAUCUUUUAGAAUCCUUGCAUAGUAAUAAAGUAUUAAACCAGGAUCUUGUACCAAAUGGCAAAGAACUAUUAAGAAAACUUGUUUGCAGCUUAAACGAAGAAAACUGUAUGUUAGGAACUUGUUCCCAAUGCAAAAGUUUGGUUGAACAUGAACUUGCACAUGUGUUAACUGUCAGUGAUUAUGAUGAAGGGAAAAUAAUUGUCUGGAAACAAUGGGUUGACAUUGAAAAAAGGCCAAAACAAGUUGAGCACAGCGGUACUGUAAAAGAUGUAAUUUGUGAAAUAAAAAAACAAUUGCCUACAUUUAGAGUUCAUUGCUAUAUCAAAAAUGUGCAAUCAGAAGAAUUUGAAGCAAGGAGACUUGAAAAUAAUCCAAAGUCAGGAACUCUGCAGAUUGAUUUUGCAGAAAACUUUUCCUUGAUUUCACAGGAUGAGAUACAGUCCGCACAUUGGUCUCAUCAACAGGUAACUUUAUUUACAGCUUGUGUUUGGACUGGUAGUGCAACUUCCUCAUACACCAUUGUGAGUGAUGAUUUAUCACAUCAAAAACUCAGCAUUAAAGUUUUUCUGUAUAGAAUAAUUGAAGAUAUUCUCAAGAGGUUCCCUAAUCUGGAAAAACUGUCAAUAUUCUCUGAUGGUCCCUCAUCUCAAUUCAAAAACAAAUAUACAGCUGGACUCUUGUGCUCAAUGCAAAAACAUUUCAAAAUUGACUUUGACUGGUUGUUUUUCGCCACUUCCCAUGGAAAAGGCUCUGUUGAUGCGAUAGGGGGCGCCAUAAAGCACCGAGUAUGGAUCAAAAUCAAAUCAAGACAAAGAACAAUUUCAAAUCCCUUUGAGUUUUAUGAAUGUGCUAAAGAAGAAAUAAAAGGGACACAUAUUAUCUUUCUGCCUGAAGAAGAUGUACAAAAUCAUGCCCAGGAAAUGGAAAAAAAAUGGGCAGACAUAAAGUCUAUUCCUGACAUUCGGCAAUGCCACUACUUUAUGCCUUAUGACUCUACGAGCAUACUUGUUGCACGGACUGCAAAAUCGUUAAUGACUAAACACAUUAUUUCCAAAGAAGCGGAAGAAGACCUCUCAAGGCAAUUAGAUUUAAAACAGAGGCGCCUACGCUAUGAGGAUGUCUAUUCCUCGUCUGAUUCUGAUGAUGACAAAAUGUGUACACCUACUGCACUACCAGUUGGUGAAGAGACAGUUGUAGGAUCAUGGGUUGGAGUGAUAUAUGACAGCCAAUGGUAUCCAGGGAUUGUUGAAAAUAAAUCGGAGAAAGACAUAACUGUCUCAUUCAUGGCCAGAGUGGGCCAAAGAUUCUUUUGGCCAUCAAAGCCUGAUAUCCAAACACUGCAUCAUGUCAAUAUAAUGUGCAGGAUCAAGGAACCGCCACACCCAGUAUCAAAUCGUCAUUUUGAAAUCAAUGGAGUAUCCCUAUACGAUGAGAUUUUCAAAAAACUGAAUGUUUAGUUUGCCUAGCCUACUCUUCAUUAUGUUUAGUAGCAUUAUUAAGUAGCAUUAAAAUUUGAAGUAGUUAGAAUUACUUCAUUGAUAAAUUUUCAUUAAUAUUUUAGUGUAACUUAUAUUAAUUAUUCAUUAAUAUUUAAGUUAAUUGAAGGAAAACCUAUUAUAAUAAGUUAAAUAAAUAUAUUUCACAUUCAUCACAGUCUAUGUUUUAUUUCUUAACAAAUAAAUGAAGGGGAUGUUAGGAAUAUUUCACAUAGGUCCCGUACGGAACCAGUAGGUGUCCCAUACGGAACUGUUUAUUUUAAUUUAUACCAUUUUAUUUUCAAACAGAGUAUUGAACAAAUAAGCAUAACUACAAAAAUUGAAGUCUUAGGAAUCAAAGUGUAUAAUUACAGUAGGAAAUGUUUAAAAACAUCACAGAAUUUUUAAGUUAAUGCUUAAGUUGCACAGAUAGGAGCUAAAUGUUGUCCCGUACAGAACCGUGGAUUGAACCAGUUUUACACUGAAACUAGUCAAGUUAAGUCUUUGAAAUUAAUUGAGCAAAGUAAUCUGUUUGUUUUUCACCUAAGUCUAUUUAAUUUAUAGCUUUCAAUUGAAUUGUUAAAAAAUCUCAGCAAGUUUUGUUCAACAAUGCAUAGUCUAAAUGUCCCGUACGGAACCUGGAA
This is a messenger RNA of Diabrotica virgifera virgifera (western corn rootworm), 3394 nucleotides long. RefSeq lists its product as uncharacterized. The record is from RefSeq and is a predicted model, not a curated record. Bases 537 to 2732 code for a protein of 731 amino acids. NCBI's taxonomy places the organism in Eukaryota, Metazoa, Arthropoda, Insecta, Coleoptera, Chrysomelidae. The transcript is spliced from 2 exons.